AUGAAAGUUUUAAACUGGGCAGAUAUACUCAUUAUAUUGCUGUACUUAAUUGCAGUGUUAGGAGUUGGAAUAUGGACAUUGUUUCGACCAAACAGAGGAAAUAUCAAGAGCUAUUUUUUAGCUGGACGUACUAUGCCAUGGUUUGCGGUUGGGGCGUCUUUGUUUGGAAGUAAUAUAGGAAGUGAACAUUUUAUUGGUUUGGCUGGAGCUGGAGCAGCAUCCGGAAUAGCACUUGUACUUUUUGAAUGGCUUGUUACUUUCCAAAUAGUAGCUUUAGGGUGGAUAUUUGUUCCAGUUUAUAUAUCAGCCGGUGUGUUUACUGUACCGCAGUUCAUACAAAAACGACACGGUGGAAAAAGACUAAAUACAUAUCUCAGCUGUAUGUCCCUAGUUAUGUACAUCCUUACAAAAUUGUCGGUCAGCAUAUUUGCAGGAUCGGUUUUUAUAGAACUGUCACUGGGAUGGAACACCUACGUAUCAAUCAUUGCAUUGUUAGUCAUUACAGGAUUUUAUACAAUUUUAGGUGGUUUGACAGCGGUGAUGUUUACAGACACACUACAAUCGUUAAUUAUGAACAUCGGAGCUUGUAUUGUUGCUGGAAUAGGUUUAUACAAAGUUGGUGGAUACAGUGAAAUGACAGAAAAAUAUAUGAAGGCUAUCCCGAGUGAGCGAAAUGAUAACUCAACAUGUGGUUUGCCUCGUAGUGACGCCUUUCAUUUGUUUCUUGAUGCUGAUGGGACAGUGUUUCCGUGGCCAGGACUUGUGAUGCAAGCAACAGUUGGAUGCAUAUGGUAUUGGUGCUUUGAUCAGGUGAUGGUUCAAAGGACGAUAGCAGCUAAAAAUGUAUCUCAUACUAAAGGUGGUGUGCUGAUGACUUGUUUCUUGAAGGUGCUGCCGCUCUUUACCAUGGUUUUUCCUGGCAUGAUCAGUAGAAUCCUAUUUACAGAUGAAGUUGGUUGUGCAGACACAGAAGUGUGUAAAAAGGUGUGUGAUAAUGAAGUUGGGUGUUCGAAUAUCGCUUAUGCUAAACUUGUUAUGGAAAUUUUACCAAAUGGACUACGAGGUUUUAUGAUUGCUGUGAUGCUAUCAGCUAUUAUGAGUUCCCUCACUUCAAUAUUUAACAGCGCAAGCACAAUCUUUACUAUUGACGUAUGGCGGAAAAUACGAAAAUCAGCAGGAGAAAGAGAGUUGCUAUUAGUUGGAAGGUUGUUUGUUACACUUAUGUGUGGCAUAAGUAUCUUGUUUUUACCUCUUGUAAAAGCUGCCGAAGGUGGAAUGGUUUUUGCCUACAUAAAUGCAGUUGACAGUAUUUUGGCAUAUCCCAUCGGCAUGAUGUUUCUUUUGUCCAUAUUUUGGAAAGGCGCAACCGAACAGGGUUGUUUCUAUGGUUUGCUUCUAGCAAAUUGUGUUGGACUUGCUCGUCUUAUAUUAAUGUUUGUAUAUCCCGAGCCUGCUUGUGGAGAAUAUGAUGGAAGACCAGCUGUACUCUCCAAAGUGCAUUUUUUGUACUUUGGUGUUAUUAUCAAUAUUUUUACUAUUUUAUCAAUUAUCAGCAUUAGUUUCAUGACCAAACGUAACAGACGAACAGACAAAGAGCUGAAGGGCUGCACUUGGUGGACAAGACUUAAACCAAACCGGUACGAUAUCACGUGUUCAGAUCAAACAGAUACGACGGUAUUUUCUACUCAAAUGGAUAUACAGAAUACAGAUGGCGAAAAUAUAUCGACAUUUACAGAUCAUAUUGAUGCUUCGAUGCCAAAAGGUUUGUAUAAUAUUAUGUCUUGA
Mytilus californianus (California mussel) is the source of this 1785-nucleotide messenger RNA. Its product is annotated as sodium/glucose cotransporter 4-like. The record is from RefSeq and is a predicted model, not a curated record. Gene Ontology annotation, biological process: transmembrane transport. Gene Ontology annotation, cellular component: plasma membrane. The coding region runs from base 1 to 1785 and encodes 594 amino acids. The transcript is spliced from 14 exons. Gene Ontology annotation, molecular function: D-glucose:sodium symporter activity. Lineage: Eukaryota; Metazoa; Mollusca; Bivalvia; Mytilida; Mytilidae.